GUUUGGCAUUUUCUCCACUUUUUCCCAUUUGAUUCUCAUGAUCAAACAAUGUACAGAGGAAGCGACGAAUAAAAUUGCAGCCCUUCUUGUUCGUUGUUACCAGUCUUACGUCGACCAUCGACCAUCAUGAAGGAGACGCCGAUCGUCUUCCAUGCGGCUUCCAUCGUGCUGUUCGUUAUUUCCAUCCUCAACUUGCCGUGCGUGAUCGAGUCUUCAAGAAGAGUUGCGUCCUCCCGUCAGAGCUCUGCUGGAUAUCUCGAUCCCUAUAAAUUCGCAUACGCCGUCAAGACGCCAUUACCUUUUCACGCCGAUUUCGGCCAAUUUCCAGUUGAAGGAACGUCGUCCAAUGUCCAUUCCACGCGUGAAAGAUUGUCCAGUCAACAAGGGUCUCGCGGUACAGCGAAUAAAGCCAGGUCGAUUUCAUCCGGUCAAUGGUCAACUGAUGACGAAACCUUGAUUGCUUUGUCCGCAUCGAUAGACGAAUCGACAUUCGGAGAAAGAAUCGUUCCCAGAGGGAGCGCAGGUAGACAUCAACAGUUGACGUUUCAACCGAGCCAACAGUUUAUCGUGACUAGCUCCCCUUCAAUUCAAAAUGAGAAACGUAGCGAGUUGAAUGAGAAGGAAAUCCUCGAAUUCUUUGCUUCUGUAUCUGAUUCCCAACCAGUUAGAAAUAACGAACCCUCCCCACAACAUGAAGAAACGGCCAGAUUGACCGAACCUUCCCCUUCCGAGUUCCAAGAUCAGUUCAAAGAUACCAACAAUGAAGAAGGUUUUUUUAAAUCCAAUGAUAAUUUACCCUUCCGUCACGUCUUUAAUCGAUAGCCAGAAGAAUAACAACGACGGAUUUCAAAUUGAAAGCUCGGAUUUCGGAUCGCAUUCACGAUCCAAUCCGUCUGAUUGGAGUAACUCGUAUUUCCCAGCAUUCGGUCCCAAUUCUGCUGUGCCCGACAUAUUCAGACAUACUGCAAUCCCAUCUGUGGAGACUGAACUUGCCGGAAGGGAAGUCGGCUCUCCAGCAAGUGUGUCUUCUUCCAUUGACGCGUUGUACGCGAAAUUCUCGCCAUUCCCGCAACAGGAAUCUUUCCGUCUCACAGAUUUUUCGACUCAAUUUACGCCGAUUGAGAACACCGCCGAACGUCCGUUUACUUUAAAAGUCCGUGAUGCCGAAACGUUCAGCCCUCCGCUAUCAAAAGAAAUCGCUCCUUACGUGCAAUCGGUGUCUGCUGAACCUCCGGCAUUUGUUCCAUCGACGCCCUUCAAAGCGAAUGAUUUCCUUCCGUCGAGGUAUCCGGAACUGCGACCGCCCAGCAGGACGGCGACCCCUACUCCGGUAGUGACAUCAAGCACCGAGAGCAUCAAACCAUUUCAACAACCCAGAUUUCCUGAACCUAAUAGGUACGCGGGAUUUAUUCCUCAACCUCUUUCGGGACCAGGCGAUUCUUUCACCCAGUUCCCGAAACCUAAUUUCCCUACUUUCCCCUCGUCUCCUAGUAAAACGGUGUACUUUGGCGGACAUCCAAACGAGCCUCCGUCGCAUUUACAGAAAAAUAUCGUGAGUUUCAUUAAAGCGAGAGCAGUUCCCGAUAAGGUACUCAGUCCUCCGAAUUUUCGUGCCGGCGAUUCUGCAUUUCCCCCCGGUAAUUUCAUCAAGUCUUUCCCUUUCAAAACGCGAACUUCGAACGCCGAACUUGUCUCGCCAAAGCAGAAAAGCACCACAGCACCUGUGUCAAAGGUGAACGUCCAGACGGUUCGCUCACCGCCUUCCAACGUUGUCAAUCUAGGGCCUGCACCGCCGAAAGCUUUCACUUCAAGCAGACCGAAGCAAAAUAGUUUGGUCACACCGAACAACGUGAAACCACCAGCUUUCGUAAACACUGUUGCCUCUACGGCUCGUCCGCCGAGCACCUCGCCUAUUCCGACAACAGAAACCAUCAAAGUUUCAUCCACUCCAAAGCCUUUUUCAAUUUCAUCGACUACCAAACCAACGCGUUUCGUUGCUUCGCCAUUGCUCUCGUACACUAAACCUAUCCCUGCAACAAAUACAUUGGAAUUAGCUCGACCCGUUCGAGUAGCCCAGCAAUUUAAUCAGCAGAUUCGUCCGCAGGCUAAUGCUUUUCAAUCGGCAAAGAGUCCAGUUCAACAAGCACAAAGAGGAACAUUUUCUGGCUGGACUGGAUCGAAUUCAUUCACGCCAUCUCGGCCCUAUUCUUUCGUAUCGUCCAAUCCAUUUGUUCCGGUGAAAAAUCCCCCUAUCCCGAUAUCCCCACAAAUUAGGCAAGUCCUGCCGUCCCUCACGAAGAAUCCCGCAGCCGUUCCAGUGCUGGCGCCCCUACCGGUGUAUCUUCAACCUGCAAGCGUGACCCUGCCCCAAAGACCAUCGUCCAAGACUUUUUCUCUUCCUAAUAUCGAGAAACCCGUUUAUUACCACGCGUUUGUGUCUUAUGGUUAAUAACGCAUUUUUUUCUUUUUCAUAAUGGCUCACUUUGUUUGCAAUGGUUUUUGUUUUGUCCGGCAAAAGGCUCUGCGAGCCAUCUGCUAACGGCAGAAUUAUUAUUAUGUGUUUUCGUUCAGCCAAGAUGCUUUUAAGGUAUGUGUGCUAUCAUCUACGUGUGUACAGUCAACGGAAAGUUUUGUUUUUCGGCUGUAUGUAAUUUGCAAAAAAAUUUUGAAUAAAAGCAUCGGCACUCUA
Daphnia magna is the source of this 2689-nucleotide messenger RNA. Its product is annotated as mucin-2. Lineage: Eukaryota; Metazoa; Arthropoda; Branchiopoda; Diplostraca; Daphniidae. The transcript has 3 exons. The record is from RefSeq and is a predicted model, not a curated record. The coding region runs from base 761 to 2449 and encodes 562 amino acids.